Molecule: messenger RNA, 3274 nt
Organism: Syzygium oleosum
Lineage: Eukaryota; Viridiplantae; Streptophyta; Magnoliopsida; Myrtales; Myrtaceae
Product: probable LRR receptor-like serine/threonine-protein kinase At3g47570
Exons: 2
Coding region: 167-3274 (1035 amino acids)
Biological process (GO): protein phosphorylation
Molecular function (GO): protein binding; ATP binding; protein kinase activity
Source: RefSeq, a predicted model, not a curated record
UAAAAAGAAGAACCAAAAACAGAAAGAAGAAAAGCGCUUCAAAAAGCUGUCAAAGAAAAAUCGACACCUUCUUAUAAAUCUCUUCCCAGUUUGCUCUAGCAUUGAUCCUGCCUCUUGAUUCCUUGCCUUGCUUUCAUAUCUACCCUGCUUUCUUUUUCUUUGUGUCAUGAAACUCGGAAGCAUGAGUUUUGUAGAGUUUCAAUCAUGCCACUUGCUUCUUGGUAUUGUUCUUGCACUAUGCUUUAACCAAGUCUUCUCCACCACCAAUGAAACAGAUAGACUUGCGCUGCUCACAUUUAAGGCCGGCAUAACCGAAGAUCCUUUCGGCGUGCUCAACUCAUGGAACAAUAGCAUUGGGUUUUGCCAGUGGUAUGGCAUUACGUGCGGCCGCAGGCACCAGAGGGUUACAGUCUUGGACUUGCGAUCACAAGGACUCUCCGGAUCAAUCUCUUCUCAUAUCGGAAAUCUUAGCUUUUUAAGGGGAAUGUUCCUCCAAAACAAUAGCUUCAAUCAAAAAAUCCCUCCACAACUCGGCCAGUUGUGCCGCCUGCAUAUCCUACGAUUGGACAACAAUUCAUUGGUUGGAGAAAUUCCCAAAAACAUGUCGGGUUGCUCAGAACUAGUCAUCCUCUGGCUUGUGAAGAACAAACUGACCGGAGAAAUUCCUGGAGAGCUCGGUUCAAUGUCGAAGCUACAAGACUUAGGUUUGGGUAGGAACAAUCUAAGUGGGAGUGUGCCUUCCUCCAUUGGGAACUUAUCUUCACUAAAGGAACUUUAUUUAAGCAGAAACAACUUGGGCAGGAGCAUUCCCUCAGUUCUAGGCCAUCUAACAAACUUGCAAGCGAUUGGCAUUGGAACUAACAUAUUGUCAGGUACAAUUCCAUCUUCGUUACUCAAUCUCUCUUCUCCCGUUGUGUUUGACAUUGGAGGCAACCGAAUACAGGGGACUCUUCCUACUGGCAUAGGCCUCAAACUCCCAAAUCUUGAAAUUUUUACCGUUUCUUGGAACCAACUUGAGGGACCGAUUCCUCUGACGAUAUCGAAUUGCACAAAGCUAUACACGCUUCAACUUAACAUUAAUAGGUUUUCUGAAAAAGUGCCUUCUUUGGAAGAAUUGUAUAGGCUUCGUUGGUUUGGAAUCGGUGGUAACCAACUCGGAAGUGGAAAACCUGAAGACUUGAGCUUCCUUUGCUCAUUAACUAACAUCACCCAAUUAGAGUACCUGUCUAUUGGGGGGAAUAAGUUCGGCGGGGUGUUACCUAAAUGCAUAGGUAAUUUAUCCACCACUAUCAAAGCAUUUUUGUUAAGCUUCAAUCAUAUAUCCGGUGAAAUUCCAGAAGAAAUCGGGGAUCUGGUUAAUCUGGAAGUAUUGUAUAUGAAUGAUAACAAAUUAUCAGGUGUUAUUCCCCCAAAUUUGGGGGCUCUACAAAAUUUAGUGAUGCUGGACUUAAGUGAUAACAAGCUGGGAGGGACUAUCCCAUCUUCUUUGGGAAAUCUAACCAAGUUAAUCCAACUAGAUCUUCGCAGGAACAACUUUCAUGGGAAAAUUCUGCCACAUCUAUCUAAUUGCCGAUCUCUUGAUGAGCUUAUUCUGUCUAAUAACAAUCUCAGUGGUGCCAUUCCUCCGCAGCUCAUAGGUCUCUCAUCAUUAACAAUCAUUCUGAACUUGUCUCAUAACCGUCUGAUUGGGGUUCUACCCACAGAAGUCGGCAACUUGAGAACUUUAACUGCGCUGGACAUCUCGAACAAUUUGUUGGUAGGUGAAAUCCCCAUCAGUUUAGGUCAUUGCACUUCAAUGACAUCACUGAGGAUGGGGGGCAACUUUUUCCAUGGGUCCAUUCCUCAAUCAAUGAAAUCGUUAGGAGGCAUUGAAGAACUAGAUCUUUCAUGUAAUAAUUUGUCAGGUCAAAUUCCAGAAUUUUUAGUAGCAUUUCGCUCCUUGAAGCUUCUGAAUUUAUCGUACAAUAAGUUUGAAGGUAUGCUACCACGUGAAGGAGUCUUUAAGAAUGCUACCGGUACUUCUAUUAUUGGGAAUAAUGAGCUCUGCGGCGGACUGCCAGAAUUUCACCUCCCCAAUUGCAUCUCCAAACGCUCCAAGAGCAGAAAGAUAAACAUAGCAAUAUUGUUUGCUUGUAUUAUUUCCGGAGUCCUUGGAAUAGCUCUUAUUCUAACUUUUUUAUAUCUUUGUUGGUUAAAGAAGAAAGUAAAUGAACCAGCUUCAAGUACGAUAAGUGAUUCACGUCCGAAGGUGUCCUAUGGAGCACUCCUAAAAGCAACGGAUGGUUUUUCUUCAAUGAAUUUGAUCGGUAUUGGAAGCUUUGGUUCUGUUUAUAGGGGGAUACUCGAGGACAAUGGAAUUGUGGUUGCCGUGAAGGUACUUCAUUUAGUCCGUUGUGGUGCUCUGAAGAGUUUCAUGGUAGAGUGCGAGGCAUUAAAGAACAUCAAACAUCGAAAUCUCUUGAAGAUACUUACAGUUUGCUCGAGUAGUGAUUAUCAAGGAAAUGAUUUUAAGGCUUUAGUCUAUCAAUUCAUGGACAAUGGAAGCCUAGAACAAUGGCUACACCCUAAUGCAACAUCUCAUGGGAAUGAGCUCCCGAAAAAGUUGAAUUUCAUUCGGAGGAUAAAUAUUGCUAUUGGUGUUGCUUCUGCACUGGAUUAUCUCCAUCAUCAAUGCCACAUCCCCAUUGUUCAUUGCGAUCUAAAGCCAAGUAAUAUCCUCCUAGAUGCGGAGAUGGUCGCACAUGUUGGCGACUUUGGAUUGGCGAAAUUCCUUCUUGGAUCAUCCCUUGAUACUGUAGUUAAUCAGAUGAGCUCAGUGGGUUUUAAAGGGACAAUUGGUUAUGCUCCACCAGAAUAUGCAAUGGGAUGCGAAAUUUCAAGAGAAUGGGAUGUCUAUAGUUACGGGAUUCUCUUACUUGAGAUGUUCACAGGGUUGAGUCCCACCGAUGACAUAUUUAGAGACAAUUUGACUCUUCAUAGUUUUGUCACAAAAGCUUUGCCCGGACGAGUACUUGCAAUUACAGACAUCAUUUUGCUUCAAGAAAGAGAGAGCCAUUUAGGCCCCCGUAGUCCGCAGCAUUGGCUUUUCGAAAGCGACGGCAUAUUUCAAGAGUGUUUGGUUAUGGUGUACAAUAUUGGAGUUGCUUGUUCGCAUAGCGUGCCUGGAAGACGGAUGAGCAUCAGCGGAAUUGCAAAUCAGCUGCAACAAGUUAGGGAGAAACUCUUUGCCUUGGGUUUACAUGGAGAAGAUGAACUACUAACAGCUUCUGUUUAG